This is a messenger RNA of Carlito syrichta (Philippine tarsier), 957 nucleotides long. RefSeq names its product olfactory receptor 51H1-like. The transcript has a single exon. The record is from RefSeq and is a predicted model, not a curated record. NCBI's taxonomy places the organism in Eukaryota, Metazoa, Chordata, Mammalia, Primates, Tarsiidae. Gene Ontology annotation, biological process: G protein-coupled receptor signaling pathway. Gene Ontology annotation, molecular function: G protein-coupled receptor activity; olfactory receptor activity. Gene Ontology annotation, cellular component: membrane.
AUGGCAGAUAAUAACUUCUCCCAGUUCUAGCACCUUUACUUUGUCUUAACUGGAAUUCCAGGGCUUGAGCAAAAGUACUACUGGAUGGCAUUCCCAUUGGGAGCUAUAUACGCCAUUGCCCUCUUGGGCAACAGCACCAUCGUUGCCACCAUCAAGUCUGAAUCAUCCCUGCAUAUCCCUAUGUACUACUUUCUGUGCAUGUUGGCAUUGGCAGACAUGGGACUUGCCUUCUGCGCUUUGCCCUCUAUGCUAGGCAUAUUCUGGUUUAACUACAAGUUCAUUGCCUUUGAUGCCUGUCUUACUCAGAUGUACUUCAUCCACACUUUCUCAGCCAUUGAGUCUGGCGUGCUGGUGGCUAUGGCCUUUGACCGCGUUGUGGCAAUCUGGAGCCCCCUCAGGUAUGGCAUCAUCCUAACCAACGGUCUGGUCUGCAAAAUGGGGAUAGUCAUUUUGUCAAGGGCAGCCUGUGUGGUCUUCCCUGUGCCUUUCCUCAUCAAGCGGCUCCCCUUUUACCACUCCAACAUUCUCUCCCACUCCUUCUGCCUCCACCAAGAUGUCAUGCGCCUUGCCUGUGCCAGCACCCGUGUCAAUAGUCUCUAUGGCCUCAUUGUUGUCAUCUUCACCAAGGGUUCUGACUCCCUAUCCAUCCUUCUCUCCUAUGUGUUUAUACUGAAAACAGUAAUGGCAAUUGCCUCAGGGGAGAGUCAGUUCAAGGCACUCAAUACUUGUCUUUCACACAUCUGUGCUGUACUCAUCUUCUAUGUGCCACUCAUUGGAGUGUCUGUCAUCCAUCGCUUUGGAAAGCACCUGUCACCACUGACUCAUGCCCUCAUGGCAAAUACUUACCUUCUUGUACCUCCUGUGCUAAACCCCAUAGUCUAUACUGUGAAGACUAAGGAAAUACGAAGGAAGAUCAUCCAGAUAUUUGCUCAAGCCAAGAUUACUGCAGAAGGUUAG